Neltuma alba is the source of this 835-nucleotide messenger RNA. RefSeq lists its product as uncharacterized. The record is from RefSeq and is a predicted model, not a curated record. The coding region runs from base 177 to 686 and encodes 169 amino acids. NCBI's taxonomy places the organism in Eukaryota, Viridiplantae, Streptophyta, Magnoliopsida, Fabales, Fabaceae. The transcript has 2 exons.
UCCACCAUUUUUGUGCCAGUGACCCAGAGGGAAUCCUUUCUCAUCACUCUCCCUCGUGUUGAAGUUUACUUCAAUUCAAAGUUCAACUUCAACCCGUCAACGAAUCAAUGUUCUUCUCUCUUUCUUCUUAAAUUUGCUAUCUAAAUUACUAUGUCCCCAGAUUAUUGUUAAUUACUAUGUUCGAUCCUGGGGACGUGCUUGCCUUUCAGAGCUCUGGGAUUCCAUGGCUGAUUUGGAUUCAGCUGGUGGUUCUGUUUCUCCUCGUCGCUCUUCUAUAUUGUUUCACCGUCUUCGCCUUGGAUUCCUCCGACGAUGCCUCCACCGUCGCAGCCACGGAGGGCCCCACCGCUGCUGAAUCUGCAUCUACCAGUCGCUUCCUUUUCGAUGAGAUUCGACAGGUAGAAAAACCCAGUGGUAAACACGAUCCCUCGACCACUACUUUCGUAAUCAACCGAAGACUGGAUACACAGGGGGGAGAGAAUCGCAGUAUAAAAGGUGAAGUAUCAUCAGGAACAACGAGAAGGAUAGUGAGUGCAGAAGAAUUUGGAGAGAGGGAGGGUUCCUCCCGGUUCCACCCUUGCCAUUAUUUCCAGUUAGCUAGGGUUGCCUUUCUCAAAUGUCUGGGUUUGGACCCUGCACCUGACUCCCCUCCUACCCAAAGAUGCAGAAAACCAAAACAAAGCUGAUUCUUACUUCAUAUGUUGUCAUAUCAUUAAAUGAUCCCACGAAUUUAUCAACAUAAUUAGCAUCAGUUUUAUUCAGUGCUCUGUAUAAUCUUCCUAGUUCCUUACUUCUGCUCGAAUCCGAAUUUCCCAUAAUGGUCUCACGCUCAUCA